AUGCUGUACGAUAAGCUAUUGCUUUGUGCUCUUGUAGUUGUAAUAGCUCAAGACGCUGUGCCACCUGGUUGUGACUCAAACCCAUGCCUUAACGGUGGAGAGUGCACUAAUUUAACGCCUGGUGAAUUUCAUUGUGAUUGUGGUCUGGCAUGGACAGGAACCACAUGCAACGACGCUGUGCCACCUGGUUGCGACUCAAACCCAUGCCUGAACGGUGGAGAGUGCACUAAUUUAACGCCUGGCGAAUUUCAUUGUGAUUGUGGUCUGGCAUGGACAGGAACCACAUGCAACGACGCUCUGCCACCUGGUUGCGACUCAAACCCAUGCCUGAACGGUGGAGAGUGCACUAAUUUAACGCCUGGUGAAUUUCAUUGUGAUUGUGGUCUGGCAUGGACAGGAACCACAUGCAACGACGCUGUGCCACCUGGUUGCGACUCAAACCCAUGCCUGAACGGUGGAGAGUGCACUAAUUUAACGCCUGGUGAAUUUCAUUGUGAUUGUGGUCUGGCAUGGACAGGAACCACAUGCAACGACGCUGUGCCACCUGGUUGCGACUCAAACCCAUGCCUGAACGGUGGAGAGUGCACUAAUUUAACGCCUGGUGAAUUUCAUUGUGAUUGUGGUCUGGCAUGGACAGGAACCACAUGCAACGACGCUGUGCCACCUGGUUGCGACUCAAACCCAUGCCUGAACGGUGGAGAGUGCACUAAUUUAACACCUGGUGAAUUUCAUUGUGAUUGUGGUCUGGCAUGGACAGGAACCACAUGCAACGACGCUGUGCCACCUGGUUGUGACUCAAACCCAUGCCUGAAUGGUGGAGAGUGCACUAAUUUAACGCCUGGUGAAUUUCAUUGUGAUUGUGGUCUGGCAUGGACAGGAACCACAUGCAACGACGCUGUGCCACCUGGUUGCGACUCAAACCCAUGCCUGAACGGUGGAGAGUGCACUAAUUUAACGCCUGGUGAAUUUCAUUGUGAUUGUGGUCUGGCAUGGACAGGAACCACAUGCAACGACGCUGUGCCACCUGGUUGCGACUCAAACCCAUGCCUGAACGGUGGAGAGUGCACUAAUUUAACGCCUGGUGAAUUUCAUUGUGAUUGUGGUCUGGCAUGGACAGGAACCACAUGCAACGACGCUGUGCCACCUGGUUGCGACUCAAACCCAUGCCUGAACGGUGGAGUGUGCACUAAUUUAACACCUGGUGAAUUUCAUUGUGAUUGUGGUCUGGCAUGGACAGGAACCACAUGCAACGACGCUGUGCCACCUGGUUGCGACUCAAACCCAUGCCUGAAUGGUGGAGAGUGCACUAAUUUAACACCUGGUGAAUUUCAUUGUGAUUGUGGUCUGGCAUGGACAGGAACCACAUGCAACGACGCUGUGCCACCUGGUUGCGACUCAAACCCAUGCCUGAACGGUGGAGAGUGCACUAAUUUAACGCCUGGCGAAUUUCAUUGUGAUUGUGGUCUGGCAUGGACAGGAACCACAUGCAACGACGCUCUGCCACCUGGUUGCGACUCAAACCCAUGCCUGAACGGUGGAGAGUGCACUAAUUUAACGCCUGGUGAAUUUCAUUGUGAUUGUGGUCUGGCAUGGACAGGAACCACAUGCAACGACGCUGUGCCACCUGGUUGCGACUCAAACCCAUGCCUGAACGGUGGAGAGUGCACUAAUUUAACACCUGGUGAAUUUCAUUGUGAUUGUGGCCUGGCAUGGACAGGAACCACAUGCAACGACGCUGUGCCACCUGGUUGCGACUCAAACCCAUGCCUGAAUGGUGGAGAGUGCACUAAUUUAACACCUGGUGAAUUUCAUUGUGAUUGUGGUCUGGCAUGGACAGGAACCACAUGCAACGACGCUGUGCCACCUGGUUGCGACUCAAACCCAUGCCUGAACGGUGGAGAGUGCACUAAUUUAACACCUGGUGAAUUUCAUUGUGAUUGUGGUCUGGCAUGGACAGGAACCACAUGCAACGACGCUGUGCCACCUGGUUGCGACUCAAACCCAUGCCUGAACGGUGGAGAGUGCACUAAUUUAACGCCUGGUGAAUUUCAUUGUGAUUGUGGUCUGGCAUGGACAGGAACCACAUGCAACGUUAUAAAACCAAACCCUUGUGACCCAAACCCAUGUCAACACGGUGGAACAUGCACACAGACCGGACCAGUUUCUUUUAUGUGCCACUGUAGACGAAUGUGGUAUGGUGAUAGAUGUGAAGACUUUCCCUCAAGUAGAAAACAAGAUCGUAAAUUUGCAACUACAGUAGAUUAUAACCAUUCAGUCAGUACUUCCAAAGAAUUAAGCAUUCAAACUGUAGUUUAA
Messenger RNA from Mytilus trossulus (common blue mussel), 2316 nucleotides. RefSeq names its product neurogenic locus notch homolog protein 1-like. Gene Ontology annotation, molecular function: calcium ion binding. Gene Ontology annotation, biological process: axon guidance; Notch signaling pathway. Lineage: Eukaryota; Metazoa; Mollusca; Bivalvia; Mytilida; Mytilidae. The record is from RefSeq and is a predicted model, not a curated record. Gene Ontology annotation, cellular component: cell surface; signaling receptor complex; plasma membrane. The transcript has 20 exons. The coding region runs from base 1 to 2316 and encodes 771 amino acids.